AUGACUCACGUUCGAACUCUUUUGUUGGGUUUAACUUGUCCACGCUACUUUUCUACCAAUUCAUUUGGUGAACUUGAAACUUGGUAUGAAGAAAUAGACAAAUCAUCUCUUAUCAAUGUACAUAUGAUUCAACCAAUAUGUCCUAUCGGUCAAAUAUCACCACCGCCAUUCCUUCUUGCUGCUUACGGUACCAACAGCUUCUCAGCAGAUUGUGAUCCAAAACAAAUGAAAGCAAUGCGGGACUCCAUGGGAUUUGAAGAACAUCCUAAUCGUUUUGAAAUUUCUUUACUUAGAGUGAGUGAACAAGUAUAAUUAGUUUCAUAUGAAAAAGAAAAUCAAUCGGGAUUCGAGUAAACGAUUAUAAUUGUACGGAUUGAUGAUUUUCUUCAUAUUACUUAGAGGAUAAUAAAUGUCUUCGGUGUCUAUUUAUAGGUUGACGAAGUAUUUCUUCUCAUAUAAAUCUAUUUUAUUUCUUGAGAAUUAAAAAUAAUACAAUAAUCACCUUCAAUUAUCGUUUUUAGAAAAAAAAAUCUGAAAAUAUCUUUCAUCAGCUAUCACCUAUCAAUGAAUUUUUCGGAAAACAAUAUUAGUAUUUCAGUACAAUAAAAACAAUGUUCAAGCACAUGAAUUUAUUCUUAUUCUUGUUUUCCAUUGUUUAGAAAACUUCAUGGUUUUUUUUGAGAUCAUCACAGCUAUUUGUAUGUUUACAAGAUGCGCCACAUUUAUGUACUAAGCUGCGCAACCGUCUUUUGUCUUCAAAAACAAUUUUAUUAAUAGGAAAAAGGUAUGCCAGCAUUAAACAUCUCGUGGAAUUGAUUGAGAACCAUUCAAAGAUCGAUCAUGGAUUAGCCAUAUCAGAUGUUUGUCCAAAGGACAAACAAAAUUAUUCAUCUUGCGAAAAGAUCACGAGUGAUGCUGUUUUUUUCUUCUAUUAAAAAUGUUUCGAAUUCUCAAGCAACCCAAGCUUAUCUACAAGUAAUAUUUUUUGCUUUUUCUAAGUAUGGAGUCGUUAGAUAUGAUAUAAUCGAGGUAGUUCUCUUUCAAAAUAUUAUGUAUGACAUAACGAAAGUUGUUUAAAAGUUUUCGCUACUUCAUUACUGAGUACUGCUGAACGGUCAAAUUUUAUUAAUUUCAUUUUGAUAGGUCAUAAAAUGUGUCCGUUUUGCCUUUAUCGACAAAAGCACUAAUAUAAUUGAUCGUCUUUACUAUGCUUGGUGUUCAGUUUUUAUUAUAUGGAUCUGGUCUGCGUGGUUACACGAGACAGCGGCUGAUGAACUUAAGGAGAGAGCUUCGAAUUUGCUCUCAAGUGACGCUGGUAGAAUUAUUCCAAAAAAGAACUUCUUUAUCACAAUAUGUGCUCUUUUCUCACUCGAACUGAAUGCACAUAGCCUGACAUAUCUGAUUGUUCUAUGGGCUGAACAGAAAAUUACUGAAGAAGCAUUAAAUGUUUUUUUUAUGUAAUUCACAAGUAUGCGAAAGUACUUUCCAUGCAGCUCGUUCGAUGUCCGGUCCAUUUUCAUCUGUGGUGAACUUUACUGUUCACGAGUUUCUUCAGCGUGUCGAGAAACUCGCUGUUCUUCAAAGUGUCAAGUGUUCGCGUCUGAAUCCAAGAACAAUAAUAUUAGAUUUCCCAAACAUCACAAACAAUCUAAACAACAUUUUCAAGUACACUCAACGUCUACAAUAUCAACUACGAUUACAGAACAAUUGAUUGAAGAAACAGUUUUUAAUGCUUACAUUAAAGCUAGUCAGAUUCUAUCUCAAUGUGAACUUUCUAUUGUUAAUCCUCAUGAUAUGAUGCAAUCUUUUGAAGAAGUGAAUAAUUUAGCGUACAAAAGAUUAUCAGGAUCAAUAUGUACAACUUCCAAUAAAAAUUCUUCUGAAUCAUAUAAUUAUGAAGACGACAAUGAGGGCGAUGGUGAAGAUCAGGAUGCAGAUGAAGAGGAAAACGAAAAUGAUGAUAAUGAAAAACAUCAACCUAACAAGGAAUCUAUUGAGAAUGAUAUCACGAAUGAAAAUGAUGAACUAACGUCAAUGGAUGAAUUUGGUCUUGAUUGUCUUCCAAAUGUAUCUAGUUCCACCAUUCGAGGGAUGCGUUUAUUCGAUUCUUUCCAUAGUAAUCAAUCAGACUCUUUCUUUUCCGUUGAAGUCAAUGGUCGUAUCAAAUACAUGCACAAACAGACUGCAAACUGGUACUUUUCAAAAACAAAACCUAUCUUGUCUUCUGAUCGGUUGAAAAGGGUACAACAGAUAAUAUAAUUUUUUUUCUUCUAUUGUUUUUCAAUAUCAUUUUGCAAUAUAAGAAAAAAGUCAUAAAUUAUCUUUUUAUGCAAUUUUAUUAAAGAAUGAACUUAAGUCCAGUCCAUCUCACACUAUGAUCGUUGACACAUUUUACUAUAAGAUAUUCAGAGAUAGCAUCUCUAAAAGACAUCUAUGGAUCAAGUUAAAGUAUGAUCCACUGUAUCUUUAUUAAUUUUCUAUUUUACAUAAUUGUUUCAGCAAUGAAUUUACCAAAAACCUCUUUCCGGUCUAGAGAAACACUUGAUUCUAGUGAAUAUAGAUUCGCUACAUUUAAUCCCUUUAUGAAAAGAGAAACAACGAUUAUAAUCAAUCCGAAAUUCAGCUACUAUGAUGAAUGAUGUAUAUCAGUUAAAAUCACUCGAGUUGAUUCAAACUCUACUAAACUCACCCAAACUCACAAUUUGUCGAUUCCCCCUUGAUCAAGAAGCAAAACACAUCUGUGACACAAGAGUGAAAACGCUUCAUACUCCUUGAAAAUUCUGCUAAAAGUCCUUAUGGUUACUAGCAUAUCAACUGACACUGUCGUUUGCCAGAGCGUCCACUACAAAAACAUGAGUUCAACUGAACUUCUAGCUCCAAAUAAAUUAUAUUAGAUCUGAUAUGUAAUCGGAAUGUGCCUCAUUAGUGACGCUCCUACUAAAAGUAUCCAUCAGAUUAGACAGCUAAUUUCAAUAUACUUGAAUACAUUCGAGCACGUGAAUGAACACAGACAAGGACAUAUACCAAACAGAAAAAUUCAUUUUAUUUCAUUCAAUUUUGCUUCCGAUAGAGUGAAUAUAAACUCUUUGAGUGAUGCUUUCCGUUCAAUGUACUUUUCAAAUAUUAUGCCCUUACAGAAAAACUAUACUCAUACUUCAUUUGAAAAUAUUUCUCAAUUUUUUGCCACUUCUAAUCUCUACUGAAACCCACCAGAUGUAGACUUUUGACAUUUUUCCAAUGAAUCCUAACAACUUGACGGAUUGUUUUCAGGGGAUUUUCUAGAGCCAUGGCUAGUCACUCGUCGGCUACCCACUGCCAUGUUUAAUUCUAUUCCUCUAUCAGACCAUCCUUUUUUUGAUUUACAUUCCAUAUGAUCCCAGAUUGUGGUUACUUUGAAAAAUCGUUAGAUUUGUAGUAC
Molecule: messenger RNA, 3418 nt
Organism: Rotaria sp. Silwood1
Lineage: Eukaryota; Metazoa; Rotifera; Eurotatoria; Philodinida; Philodinidae
Source: the annotation of a GenBank genome assembly